CCCGCGAGGGUCGGCGGCUCUUGCGCAGCUGCGGCGGAGGAGCCAAUCAGCGGGUGCAUCCCGUCCUCGCGCGACGGUACAGUCGUGCCGUCGUGACGUCGGCGGUUGCCAUGGAGCGCCCCGCUCCGUAGGGCCGCACGCCGGCGCCAGGGGGGCCGCGGGGUCGCGUCGCGGAUUUGAGGUCCAGUCGGCUGCCGCCAUGAGCGGCCGGAGUAAGGGGAGAAGGUCCUCCCGCGCCAAAGGCCGUGGCAAGAGCCGCGCCAAAGGCCGAGUCCGCGCCGCGCCUGACGACGCCCCACGCGACCCGGACCCUCCACAGUGCCAGAGGCUCGGGGAGGAGACCAAGGCGGCACAGGUGCAGGCUGGCGCGGUUUGGGGUGGCCCGGAAGGCGCUGUGCCGGCGCCGCCCCGCCGGCCCGGGGAAGAGGCUGCCUGCCGACUGCCCCUAGACUGUGGCCUCGCGCUCCGGGCCCGGGCGGCGGGGACUCGCGGGCAGGCGGUGACCAGGCCCUGCCCGGUUAAGGCCACAUCCCUCCCGGAGCGCCUGGUGACCGACACCGUCUUUGUGGGAACCGUGGGCGCCGUCGCGAGGCCGAGAAACGGGCCCCGCGUCGGAAGCCGGCGCGGCCCCGCCGCAAAGAAGGCCCCAGAUACCUGUAGUGCGGUGGGCAGGGGGUCUGCGGCCUCGGCCGGUGGGAAGCCAAAGAAAGGGGCCGCGGCGGAGGCCGCCUCCGUCCCCGUGGGCGAGGAGAAGGUGGAGAACGCGGGGUCAGGGCCCCCGGCCACAGAGGGCAGCAUGGAUACGCUGGAGAACGUCCAGCUGAAGCUGGAGACCAUGAACGCCCAGGCGGACCGGGCCUACCUGCGGCUCUCCCGCAAGUUUGGGCAGUUGCGGCUGCACCACCUAGAGCGCAGGAACCUCCUUAUCCAGAAUAUUCCAGGCUUCUGGGGGCAGGCCUUUCAGAACCACCCCCAGCUCUCGUCCUUCCUGAACAACCAGGAUAAAGAGGUCCUCAGCUUCCUGAAUAGCUUGGAGGUGGAAGAGCUUGGCCUGGCGAGACUGGGCUACAAAAUCAAGUUCUACUUCGGGCGCAACCCCUAUUUCCAAAACAAGGUGCUCAUCAAGGAAUACGGGUGCGGCCCUUCGGGUCAGGUGGUGUCUCGUUCCACUCCAAUCCAGUGGCUCCCCGGGCACGACCUCCAGACCCUUAGCCAGGGGAACCCCGACAACGGCCGGAGCUUCUUUGGGUGGUUUUCAAACCACAGCUCCAUCGAGUCUGACAAGAUUGUGGAGAUAAUCAACGAGGAGUUGUGGCCCAAUCCCUUACAAUACUACCUGAUGAGCGAAGGGGCCCGUGCAGAGAAAGGAAAGGAGGGCAGGCCGGGUCCUGCGAGGCCGCCAGGGGAGACCCCAGAACCUGGGGUAAACAAGUCCAACUGAUCCUGCUCAAGUCUGCGUCCUACCUCCUGCUGGCCCUGUGCCCGGCUGGCCUUGGGUGUUUGGCUGUCUGCCUUCUCUUCGUGUUGGCCUCUGCACACUAUUGCUGUUGGACUUCGGUUACAAGAAUAUGGCGUUUAUGAUCAUGUUCUUUUUGCCUCCCCGUGACGUUCUUGCUUUCUCUUUACAUUAGUGUCAUAUGUUAUAUGAUCUCGCCCCUCCUGUUUAUAUGUUAAACUCACUUGAUUCCUGUGUGCUGCCUCCCUCUACAUUGCUUGGACCUUGUUCUUGGCUCUGGUGUUGCCCACAUGGACACUCAUGAGUCAGUCAGCAGGAAGACCAGCGCAUCCUCAAGUUCUACUACUUCAGGGCUGGUGACUUGCUGGGCUUGGAGUUCAUGCCAGCCAUGCAUGCCAUCUGUGGCAAGCUUUUCGGUGGCCACUGCAGAAUGAAGCUAGUGCAUGUGGCAUUGGCCAUCAGCCAAAACUGAUCGUCUCUUGGCUCUGGGGUCACCAGCCAAGGUGCCACCUGCAGGAUCUCUGACUUUGGCCAGGGACCCAUGCUGCCCUCCUAGACACAGGGUGAGGUUCAGGAUGAGAAGCAGUUUGCUAUGGGUUCUGUACUGUUCUGCAUCUCUUCCUGCCUCUGGGCCUUUUCCUGGUAAACCUUUGUCAAGGUCUGCACCAUACCUCAUCACUGUCAGGCCAUUGGAUUUUGUCUAGGUUGCCAGUUGGCCCCAAUUGGCUUCCUGGGCAACAAGGACCUCGAGAACUACCUGUGGACACAGGCCCUCUGCUGGUGCAUGAGACACACACCUACCCUCUCCAGCCUUCCAGGAACUCUGCUGGCUGCUGGACUGAUGGGCAGGCUGGUACGUGUGGACAUGUGCUCACUGCUGUCAAGCUGUGGCUCCAGGUGUGGCCUUGGUUUUGUGGAAGAUUAUGUGCUACUUAUUUUGUCUCUGAGUAAAUCUUAUCAUUUUCCCCAUUUUUUGCCCAAUGGGAAAAUAGAGCUGUACAGGUCGGCUUUUUUUUUUUUUUUUUUUAAGCUUUUUCCUCUUUAUUAUGGACAUUUUCAGACAUGCACAGAAGUGGAAAGACCCCGUGUGCCGUCACCUAGCUACAUCAUUUAUCAGUUACGGUCAACCCAGUUUCAUCUGCGUCUCCAUCUCCCCGCCUGUAUUGUUUAUCGAAAGUCCAAGACACUGUGCCAAUUCAACUGGGACCACUUUGGGAGACUGAGACACUGCUGGUGGUGAUUGUGGUGAGGUGCACUCUCACUACCACAUCAGAUCUGCUUUUUGCUUUUCCUGUUAACUAAUGACAUUCCAGAGAUGGGCCUUAGAAAUGAAAGUGUUCAGAGUUGACAAGAAGUCUCAAAAAGUGAUGAAGCUGCCUUUUCCCUGUGUCCACAAGAGGAAAGAGAGACUGUUCUGUUGUAAACUCUUUCAAAGACUUAUCUACCAGUCUUUGAUAAGGUGCUUACUUGAGACCUUUCACCAGAAUAACAGUCUUUUUUUUCCCCUAUAAGAUGGAGACUUUGUGUGACUAUUACAAUUAUCAGCGUGUCCUGGUCUCAUGAUAUAACUCUGAACUUGAAAGUAAAGUAUAAUUUGGAAAUUGUUCCUGUGUUCUGUGAAAAUAACCUCCCCAAAGUAAUCAGUAACCAGUUGUCUUACUUGGUAAUUUGGCACUCUGGUAAUGAUGCGAUUAUUUCUCUGUUCUGAAACAGUAUAAAUAGUUGUAAGCUUGCAUGUGUGAUGGAAACAAUAAAAGCUUGUAUCUCUA
This is a messenger RNA of Capra hircus (goat), 3225 nucleotides long. It is a transcript of the gene TSPYL5, whose product is annotated as TSPY like 5. The transcript has 2 exons. Gene Ontology annotation, biological process: nucleosome assembly. Gene Ontology annotation, cellular component: chromatin; nucleus. Lineage: Eukaryota; Metazoa; Chordata; Mammalia; Artiodactyla; Bovidae. Gene Ontology annotation, molecular function: chromatin binding; histone binding. Bases 200 to 1441 code for a protein of 413 amino acids. The record is from RefSeq and is a predicted model, not a curated record.